GACCAAAUAUUUCAGAAUUCCAACGCUACUGUCAGUUGCUUGUCGAGCAGUUUCUAAACUAGUAGCUGCUGUUAGGAAAUUUUACAUAACUUGAUUAGUCAAGUACGUCAGCAAUGUCUGAUGAACCUCAACCCACGACUCGCGAUGGUCUAGAAUGGAAUGAUGAAGAUUACGAAGCUAUUAUCAGAACCAUUGUAGACAAUGAUCUUGAUCCUUUAGAUAUCGCAGCAUUAAGCCUGGAUGAAAUUAAUGCAUUUAGCACAAAAGAGUAUAAGCGCCAUGACAAGGGCUGCCGUAGAUUUUGGGAGUCUUUGAAGCAUUUCAUCAAGAUUCAUCACGUCGAAAUUCUGAAGGAUUUUCAGCGUUUGAAGCGAGGUGAAAAUAUUAUUGCACCGAAGCGGCGAGUGUUGAUAGAUCAACUGGUUCAAGCCAUUGAUUCCUGUACGCAAGGGCGCGAUGAAAUUCAGCAAUUUAUUGAAAAUUUUGAAUUUGAAUUAUCUCCAUCAUUACAGGAAGUUAUUUAUGACUCUUUAAAAGGGAAUAUGAAAUUUAAAACAAUGAAAAAUCUUCUUAUCAGUCAACGACUGCAAAUUAUACAAGGCCUCGGUUUGAUGAGCGAAAUGCGCUUCGCCGGUGUUAAAACGAAAGCAAAUGACGAACUGACUCCGCCUAAAGCUAACGAGACAUCAAUGAACAAAAGCUCGCAAGUUAUCUCUUCAAAAGUUGAUUCAGAAAUCAUCAGAUCAAAAAUUUUAAAUGGUUCCGAGAAUGGACUUGAAAAGAUGCCUGUCCGAGGCAAAGGAAUGGGUAUCAGGACAACCAAAAACUUUGCAAUAAACGAAUACAUUGUGGAGUACACCGGUGAACUAAUUAGCAAAGCUGUGGGCUAUAAGCGAAUGUCGAAAUACGCAAAAGACGAAUCUUUUGGGAACUUUCUUCUUAGCUUCAGGUUGAUGGACAAGAAGUGGUUUAUCGAUGCAACUAAAGAUGACGGGCGUCUAGGGCGUUGGGUUAACCAUUCAACGAAAAAUAGUAAUGCAAAAGUCAAAGUGAUGGUGAUCGAUACCAAACCUCGCGUAUUUCUCAUGGCAUCAAGAGAAAUAUCAACUGGGGAAGAGAUCUUGUAUGACUAUGGGGAAAGAGAUCCGGACACUAUCAAGAAUAAUCCUUGGCUGUUAGACUGACGCGUCAUCCACCCCCUACUAGUUUGCAAUAGCCUAAAGCAGAGGACAUUGGCAAUGACUAAUUUUAUUGAGUUGACUCUUUAGAAUUUAAAUUAGAAAAAUGUAAAACACUAUUGUGCUCAAAUGUUUGUUUUGUUAUUAUUAACAAAAAAAUAGUUAGCUUUAAAACUAUCGUUAUUUUGACACAUUUUCCGCCCGAAAAUAAAAUUAAACUGCAUGCAAUAAA
Molecule: messenger RNA, 1410 nt
Organism: Nasonia vitripennis (jewel wasp)
Lineage: Eukaryota; Metazoa; Arthropoda; Insecta; Hymenoptera; Pteromalidae
Product: histone-lysine N-methyltransferase set-1-like
Exons: 5
Coding region: 114-1184 (356 amino acids)
Molecular function (GO): protein binding
Source: RefSeq, a predicted model, not a curated record